AGUUGCGUGUCUGUGGGAGGGAAGAGGCUCGCCAACAUGGUGGUUUUCACAUGCAAUGCCUGUGGAGAGGCUGUGAAGAAAGCACAGGUUGAAAAGCAUGUGAACAUCUGCAGAAACUGUCAGUGCCUGUCUUGCAUGGAUUGUGGCAAGGAUUUCUGGGGUGAUGACUAUAAGGAACACGUGAAAUGUGUAAGUGAAGACCAGAAAUAUGGUGGGAAAGGCUUUGAAGCCAAAACUAACAAAGGAGAUGCUAAACAGCAGGAGUGGAUUCAGAAAAUUCAUGAAGUAAUGAAGAAGCCAAACAUAAGCCCUAAAGUGCGGAACAUCCUGGAGCAAAUGCGUGUCUUUAAUAACAUUCCAAGAAAAAAAGUAAAGUUUCAGAAUUGGAUCAAGAACAGUUUGAGAAUUAAUGACAGCAAUUUGCAAGAUCAGGUGUGGGAUGUUUUCUCAGAAGCAACCGGAAACAUUUCAAAUGAAAAAGAACAAGACAAACCACAACAGAAGGAAGAGCAAAAGUCUGCAGAAACUGGGGAAAAUACAAAGGCAGAAGAAAAUAGAAUUACAGAGGCAAAAACUGAGAGAAAAAAGAGUAAGAGAGAACGAAAAGAAGAGAGACAAAAGAACAAAAAGAAGGAGAAAAAAGAUCUAAAAUUAGAAAACCAGGCAGAAGUAAAAAAGAGUAAAAAGUCGAAAAAAGGAAAAGAGAGUGUGGAGGAUGAAUUUGAAAUAAAUGGAAAUGGCAAUCACAGUGAAACAGAAGAGGAAACAAAUGUAAAGAAACGCAAACAUAAACAUGUAGAAGAGGAACCUCCUACCAAAACAAAGAGAAUGAAAACUGAAAGCAUUUCAGAAGACAUGGAAACAGAAAACAUCAAUGAAGAAGAUGUGGGAACAGAUAAAGGUAAAUUCAACUGGAAGGGAACCAUCAAAGCAGUUCUGAAACAGGCUCCAGACAAUGAAAUUUCAAUUAAAAAACUAAGAAAAAAGGUGAUAGCUCAAUAUUAUGCAGUAGCUGGUGAACAGCACAAAACAGAAGAGGAGAUCCUAGUCAUAUUCAAUAAGAAAGUGAAAAACAAUCCCAAAUUUAGAGUUUUAAAGGAGAAAGUGAAACUUGUGAAAUAAACAGUUUGCUUACUUUUCAUAGCUGUUGCAUUUUAAUCUUGCAGACGGAGUCAAACUCUUCUGUCAGCUGUACAGAUAUUAUGCAUUGGUGUCAUUAAAUAGUGUAUGUGAAAGCAGAAUCUAACUUUUAAUACUGGAUGCCUCCCCUUUUUCUAGAUUUAUCACAGAACAUUUUCAGAUAUUUUAUUUUUUGAUUUUACGGAAAAUGUAUAUUUUUUGUACAAGUUUUAAGAGGCAUUGAAAAUAAUUGCUGGUACUGUAUUAAAAUGCUUCCAGUAAUGAAUAUAAUUUAUAAGCAUAAAUGUUUUUCAGGACCUGGGUUGUGUGGCUUUUUGCAGGAACUAUUUUCAGAGCAAAUAGGAUUUUCAUAUUCAAAAAGCCACUGUGGAAUAAAUGUUUUGUUAUGCAAAUUCAGAAUGAUAUGACUGAUAUACCCACUUUAUGCACAUAGAUAGCGAAUGCAGCCUUUAAUAAACUGUUAAUUCUGUGUUGUAAAAUGAAUAAAUAAGGUGUCAUAUUUAUGUAUGCAAUACUGCACAUUCAGUGAAAAUCUAAAGACUUGAGUUACCGUUGUGUGCAUUGCUACUUUGUAUGCAUUGAUGCUUUUUAUACAUUUAAAGUGUUGAUUAGUAAUGCAACUGACUUCAAUAGAAGUGGUUACAUGGACUAAAAAUUGACUGAUGAAAUUAGUCAUAAAUAGAAAUAGAUUACUUUCAAAUACAACCUUAAAUAUAAUGCAUCUUUUCACUUUAUAAUUGUAUAAUAAAUCCACAAAUUAUACAUAAUUUGAAGAGGCUGUUGUAUUGCUGUCACCAAAACAAUUUACCUAGGCCAGAAAUGUUACAGCUAUGUAAGAGACAGAGCUGCCUGGGGAAAGUUACUUCAAGUUUUAUAGGUUUUUACUUAAAUGCAAAACUACUUCCAUGUAGGAAGUUUCCUAUUAUGACACAGUCUGUUAAAAACAGCAUUAUAAAGCAGUCAGUCAUACGGUGUUUUUAAAAAUUGCUUAGUGAUUUCAAGCAGAUACACUUCUAUAAAACUCAAUAGUAAAAUUAUCUGAAUUCAUAGAAAUAUUGAAUAUAUUAAAGAUAUAAAUAUUAAAAAAUUAACUGUGA
Messenger RNA from Parus major (Great Tit), 2237 nucleotides. It is a transcript of the gene LYAR, whose product is annotated as Ly1 antibody reactive. Gene Ontology annotation, cellular component: nucleolus. The coding region runs from base 37 to 1122 and encodes 361 amino acids. The record is from RefSeq and is a predicted model, not a curated record. Gene Ontology annotation, biological process: negative regulation of transcription by RNA polymerase II; rRNA processing. Gene Ontology annotation, molecular function: DNA binding. The transcript is spliced from 8 exons. Lineage: Eukaryota; Metazoa; Chordata; Aves; Passeriformes; Paridae.